AUGGCUAACCACCGAGAAAUUAGUCCCAUUGCCAAUCUUAUCGAUGAUGGCCGAGCCGAGAUUCUUCCUUAUAAAAACAAAGGCCGUUUCUAUCCUGCUGAUUGGGUAUAUGUUUUGCUGCCUAACCCCGACGGAACGGUAGCACGCCAUGGUCCGUAUAUGAUCGAGAUGGUGACUGGAGGGCAAUAUUCCGUUUGUGACGAUGAUGGAAACCCGAUUGCCAUAGGAGGAAAGAAAUUGUUCAAAGAGUCAGAGGUGGAAGCUGCCUCGUGA
Molecule: messenger RNA, 273 nt
Organism: Penicillium concentricum
Lineage: Eukaryota; Fungi; Ascomycota; Eurotiomycetes; Eurotiales; Aspergillaceae
Exons: 3
Coding region: 1-273 (90 amino acids)
Source: RefSeq, a predicted model, not a curated record